Messenger RNA from Egretta garzetta (little egret), 637 nucleotides. Its product is annotated as heparan sulfate glucosamine 3-O-sulfotransferase 4. Lineage: Eukaryota; Metazoa; Chordata; Aves; Pelecaniformes; Ardeidae. The record is from RefSeq and is a predicted model, not a curated record. The transcript has a single exon. The annotation marks the transcript as partial. Gene Ontology annotation, molecular function: [heparan sulfate]-glucosamine 3-sulfotransferase activity.
GAACGUGAUGCCCAAGACGCUGGAUGGCCAGAUCACCAUGGAGAAGACCCCCAGCUACUUUGUGACCAACGAGGCCCCCAGGCGCAUUCACUGCAUGGCCAAGGACACAAAGCUGAUCGUGGUGGUGAGGAACCCGGUCACCCGGGCCAUCUCGGACUACACACAGACGCUCUCCAAGAAGCCAGAGAUCCCCACCUUUGAGGUGCUGGCCUUCAAGAACCGGACCCUGGGGCUGAUCGAUGCCUCCUGGAGCGCGAUCCGCAUUGGGAUCUACGCCCUGCACUUGGAGAACUGGCUCCAGUACUUCCCCCUCUCCCAAAUCCUUUUUGUCAGUGGCGAGAGGCUCAUCACUGACCCAGCCGGGGAGAUGGACAAGGUCCAGGACUUCUUAGGCCUCAAGAGGAUUGUGACAGAGAAACAUUUUUAUUUUAAUAAAACCAAGGGGUUCCCCUGUCUAAAGAAGCCAGAGGACAGUAGUGCUCCCCGGUGCUUGGGCAAGUCCAAGGGUCGAACUCACCCCAAAAUAGACCCAGACGUCAUCCACAGACUGCGGAAGUUUUACAAACCCUUCAAUGUCAUGUUUUACCAAAUGACGGGCCAGGAUUUCCAGUGGGAGCAGGAAGAAAGUGAUAAGUAG